AUGUCUGUCGAUCCACGGAGGGCGCGAAUGCAGGUCCGGACUGCUACACCAACUCAACAGCCACCUCAACCUGUUCAGCCUGUAGUUGCACCGAGCUCUGUUGCUUCCACAACUCAACUUGUCCCUCCAUCAAAUGUAGAUGGAGCAGCAGAUCUGAGAUCAGUAGCUACUACACCUAUACCUCCAGCCCCAGCACCAAACGAGCAAUCCUAUAAAUUGAAAUUCUGCACCGUAUGUGCGUCAAACAACAAUCGGAGUAUGGAGGCCCAUCUGCGUUUGGCCACAGAUAGGCAAUACCCAGUUAUCUCGUUUGGAACGGGCUCUUAUGUGCGUCUUCCUGGUCCUACCAUCUCACAGCCUCAAGUUUAUAACUUCAACACUACAUCUUACGACAAGAUGUACAACGAGUUGCAAGCACAAGACGCGAGACUGUAUAAAGCUAACGGUAUUCUGAACAUGUUGGAUCGCAAUAGAAACAUCAAAUGGGGUCCCGAGAGGUUCCAUGAUUGGAUUGUGGGCAAAGCAAGAACUGACGCCAUCACUCGAGGUGACAAGGGGUCUCUGGGCGCUGAAGGGGGUGUCGUCGAUGUUAUCUUCACCUGCGAAGAGCGAUGUUGGGACGCUGUAGUCGACAAUCUGCUCGACAGAGGCGCUCCUCUUAAUCGACCUGUCCAUGUGUUCAACGUCGAUAUUAGAGAUAACCACGAGGAGGCUCUAAUCGGUGGCCGCGCAAUUCUCGAGUUAGCAGAUGCGCUCAAUGAAGCUGCUGAUCAAGCACGAGGUACGCAUAGCGUCAAUGGCUGGGAUGCUGGCUCGGGUGCUGCUCGAGCAAGCUUCGAUGAAAGAGUGCCAGACAUUCUGGCUGAAUGGCAGGAACGUUGGCCAAACUUGCCUGCCUUGUGGACUUUGUCCUGGUUAUGA
Molecule: messenger RNA, 921 nt
Organism: Lithohypha guttulata
Lineage: Eukaryota; Fungi; Ascomycota; Eurotiomycetes; Chaetothyriales; Trichomeriaceae
Gene: SSU72
Product: RNA polymerase II subunit A C-terminal domain phosphatase
Exons: 1
Coding region: 1-921 (306 amino acids)
Biological process (GO): termination of RNA polymerase II transcription
Cellular component (GO): mRNA cleavage and polyadenylation specificity factor complex; nucleus
Molecular function (GO): RNA polymerase II CTD heptapeptide repeat phosphatase activity
Source: RefSeq, a predicted model, not a curated record